CAACACGGUAAUCAAAAAACUAAUAAAUUUUAUUCUUUCGAUUCAUUAUUUUUUUCCCUCUCCUUUUGGAAUUAACGAAAGGGCUUUUCUUUCUAUUCACCGAAAAGGAGCAAUAAAAUAAAGAUAGAAACAGAGGACUCUGUUCCUGUGCAUGUGAUUGACACCCUUUUUUUUUUCUGAUUGUUUCCUGAGAAAAUUUUGGAUAAAAAAUCGGAACUUGAAGCGAAAAGGAAAUAUGGGUUUGAUUCAAUUUGUCAAAUCAAUCAAUUGGGAACAAGAAGCUUACCCUGCUUAUGAAGAUUUCAUUGUUCUUCCUUUCUUUGCUAUGUUCUUCCCCUCUGUUCGAUUCUUUCUCGACAGAUUCGUCUUUGAGAAAGUUGGAAGGCGGUUGAUAUUUGGAAAGGGACACCAGAUGCUGGAUACAAAUACAGAAGAGAGAAGGAAGAAGAUUAGAAAAUUUAAGGAGUCGGCUUGGAAAUGCAUUUAUUAUCUUUCAGCUGAAAUUCUUUCUCUCUCAGUAACUUAUAAUGAGCCCUGGUUUAAGAAUACAAGAUACUUUUGGGUAGGGCCAGGAGAUCAGGUCUGGCCUGAUCAAAAAAUUAAAUUGAAAUUAAGGGGACUUUAUAUGUAUGCUGCUGGAUUUUAUACAUACUCUAUAUUUGCUUUGAUUUUCUGGGAAACAAAGCGUUCUGACUUUGGAGUCUCAAUGGGUCAUCAUGUUGCAACUGCCAUCCUUAUUGUGCUAUCAUACAUAUUUAGAUUUGGCCGUAUUGGUUCAGUUGUUCUAGCAAUUCAUGAUGCGAGCGAUGUAUUUCUGGAGAUAGGGAAGAUGAGCAAAUAUAGUGGUGCUGAAACAAUUGCUAGCUUUGCAUUUUUAACCUUUGUUUUGUCUUGGGUCUUACUGCGCCUCAUAUGCUUCCCUUUCUGGGUCCUCUGGAGUACAAGGUUUGUAUAA
Durio zibethinus is the source of this 955-nucleotide messenger RNA. Its product is annotated as ceramide synthase 1 LOH3-like. Gene Ontology annotation, molecular function: sphingosine N-acyltransferase activity. Gene Ontology annotation, cellular component: membrane; endoplasmic reticulum. The record is from RefSeq and is a predicted model, not a curated record. Gene Ontology annotation, biological process: ceramide biosynthetic process. NCBI's taxonomy places the organism in Eukaryota, Viridiplantae, Streptophyta, Magnoliopsida, Malvales, Malvaceae.